AACAAUUUUUAUAUUCGAUUUUCGACUGUGUUGCGCAGCUAAUAUCAGAUGUCAUUAGUUGCCAAGACAAAUUAGUGGCGUUUCGUGCAUUUUUUAAAUGUAAUUCCUUAUCUCUUUUAACAAAAAAAGAUAUUCUAUCGGCAAAAUGUACGCGUUAAUCGUGUGGACUGGUUACAAAACCAAGAGUGUGAUUGGCAUCGAUAAAUUGGAGCCUGAUAAAGACGAGGGCGAAGAGACGAUGGCACGCUUUGAUGAUGGCCGAUUAUACAAUGCGAAAAUUGUGAGAAAAAGUGAUGACGAGAAGUACUUAAAUAUGUUACCUAUCACUACUGAUGGUGAAGUGAUGGUGAAAAAUAAAAAUACAUACAAACAAAUGGCCCACGCAGAAAAAGCUAUAUUGAAAAAGCAAGAAAAGCUUGCUAAAAAAGAGAGAGAAGCUAAAAAUAAUACAAAAAACAAAGCUUUGUUGGAUAGCGAUUCCAUCUUCGAUGACGGUUUUGGAAACUCAGGUGGUACUUCAAGCUCUGAUUCGGAGAGUAAUAAGAACCAGGAAAGCUGCAAAAUCGAUUUGGAUCAACAAGUAAUCGAUCUAGACAACGAUCCGAGGCGAUUGAAAAAGAUUCUGACGACAUUGAUGACGAGAAGAGCUCCAAAACGAAAACUUGUAAAGACGACGAUAAGUUUCAUGAUCAAGAAAUGUACCGGAGUUCUAAUGAAACUGCGGUUCCGGAGGAGGUGGAACCGACAAGAAAAAGAAUCAGGAAGAAGCGCAGAGACAGCAAGUUCGAGUGGGAUGCCCUGGAAAUUCGUCGAACGAAAAGAACAGAAACUAGUCAAUCCAAGAAGAAAAAUAGCAACAAGACACCAAUUCGUCCUACAUUUGGCUAUGAAAAUAACGCGGAGACAUCACAAAAAAACAGCAGCAAAACAUCGGCUAAUACUGCAGGCACUUCUGGAUUUUGCCGCAACGAUAACGGAACCGAUAGCGAUACAGAAAAUCAAGAACCUAUCGGAAAAAGACAAGACUUUGGUUUACAGCAAAAGAAGAGAACAGUAGAAACUACGGCAAGUAUUGUUGAAACCAAUAGAUGAUAUACAAUUUCUUCAGCUUACAUUUUAUUUAAAAAUUUUUUCAUCCGGAAAUUUAAUUAUAUUUGUUGAAUAAAUAACUUUAUUGAAUCAGUUCAGCUUAUUCAGCACUUAAUUAUAUACACUUUAAGGUUCGAAAUCGUGAUGAGCAUGCGCGGAAAAAAAUACAAGAAAGGACUGCUGGCGAACUCGAAGUCUUUCCGGGGCAAAAUCAGGUGAAAAAUUUUUGGGGAUGUGAACCACCUGACUACUCCGAAGAUGAUGUGAAAUUAUAUUAAAUAGGUCAUAAAUACCACAUCAUGAAAAGAGAAAUAUACUAAAAUGAAUUUUUCAGGAAAAUGUUGAAGAAGAUAUACUUGUAGAAUGCAGACGACCGGGACUUAAAAAAGUUUUGAUAUGUGAGGACUUUCCAGAGGUUUGGAUCAAGAAGUCUGAAUUGACGUGUCUGUACAGGUGGAAAUCGAAACCACAAGAGAUGGCUCGGCGACUGCUCAAACUCCUCGUAGGAACUAAAAAAUUGAAAAACAUGUGCGCGAGAGGCCGCUCAUCUAGGCAUGAACCAAUUCCAGAAGAUAUUGCAAGCUGCGUUGAAUACUACGUGAAUAAAAAGUGCGAGAAAGGUCUUAGUCCAGCAGCAUUCACGACAGUAGUGAAUUUGAUGUGCGGUUCGAUUCGUCACCCCAAAAAAUAAAUUGACCUUCAUUCGUUAUCGAGUUUAAGUCAGAAGUUGAAUGUUCCUCCAGUCAUACUGAAUCUUUGAAACAGCUCAUUUUAAUAAAUUCGAAUUUCACUCAUAAACAAUAAAUAUUACA
Molecule: messenger RNA, 1901 nt
Organism: Phymastichus coffea
Lineage: Eukaryota; Metazoa; Arthropoda; Insecta; Hymenoptera; Eulophidae
Exons: 7
Coding region: 146-1057 (303 amino acids)
Source: RefSeq, a predicted model, not a curated record